Trematomus bernacchii (emerald rockcod) is the source of this 1105-nucleotide messenger RNA. Its product is annotated as polyubiquitin-B-like. Lineage: Eukaryota; Metazoa; Chordata; Actinopteri; Perciformes; Nototheniidae. Bases 122 to 640 code for a protein of 172 amino acids. The record is from RefSeq and is a predicted model, not a curated record. Gene Ontology annotation, biological process: protein ubiquitination; modification-dependent protein catabolic process. Gene Ontology annotation, molecular function: ubiquitin protein ligase binding; protein tag activity. The transcript is spliced from 2 exons. Gene Ontology annotation, cellular component: cytoplasm; nucleus.
UAAACAGAGGAGAGAAGAAGCCUGCGUCAGCUGCUCCGGAUCAUCGAUUCCUGUCACUGUCUAAAGAAGAGCGAAGAUUUCUGGAGGAUUUUUCUAAACUUAUCUCAAGGCCACUUUCAUCAUGGAUCUAACCAUCAGUCUGAUGAAUGGGAGCUCCCACACCCUGAGGGUGCACCCGCAGGACACAGUGGGCUCUCUGAAAAUACUCAUCCAGCAGAAACUAGGGUUUUCAUGUGAGUCCCAGAAGCUGGUCUUUGAGAACGGCUGCAGCACAACUCUCAACAACGACUCUGCGACCCUCGAGUCCUACGGCCUGCACUCCGGGGCCAGGGUGAACCUGCUGGUGACCACACCAGCCAUAAUCCAGGUGUUCCUCAAAAACGACAAGGGGGUAAGCAGCACGUAUGACAUCAAACCGGAUGAGACGGUGAGCCACUUCAAGAGCAGGGUGGAGGAGAGAGAGCGGGUCCCGGUGAGCCAGCAGAGUCUCGUCCACGAGGGCAAAGUGAUGAACGAGGGGAAACUCUCCGACUACAACGUCCGAGCGCAUAGCACCAUCUCCCUGAACCUGCGCCUGAGAGGAGGCUGUGGACACUUCCGGUUAAUAGAAACUUCUGGACAUUCCUUUAUUUCAUCUUAAAAUGAAGAUCAUUUAGCUUGUAUUUUAUUUAUUUAAAUUUAAAUUGCACUCAUUAAUACAUUCCUCGAUUAGAAAUCAUUCCAAAAAGAAAACUUUCUUUGUUUUGGCUUAACAAAUAUGUUAUGAACACAUCUUCAUGUUAUAAUUUUAAUUAUGAGCAAAUUGGUUCCACUGCAUGUUUUUAAAGCUCGGAUAAGUGCAAUGAUACUUGAUACUGUUGGUACUUGUCAAUGUCGCUAGGUAUGUAAAUGUAGUCCUGUAAAUAUGAUGUCCUUUAUUGUUUUCUGUUGUUUUCUGUUUCAUGUUGUAACAUACUUGCUGCCAUGUUGGGCAGGUCUCCCUUGAAAAAGAGAUCGAUGAUCUCAAUGGGACCACCUGGUUAAAUAAAGGUUUGAAUGAAUGACACUUCAAAAUCUGACUACAUCAAAUGUACACUGUUAAAAAAUAAUAAAGAUUUUAAUCUUG